This is a messenger RNA of Pollicipes pollicipes, 957 nucleotides long. RefSeq lists its product as uncharacterized. Lineage: Eukaryota; Metazoa; Arthropoda; Thecostraca; Pollicipedomorpha; Pollicipedidae. Gene Ontology annotation, molecular function: calcium ion binding. The transcript has 6 exons. The coding region runs from base 1 to 957 and encodes 318 amino acids. The record is from RefSeq and is a predicted model, not a curated record.
AUGCUCGCCAUCAGCCACCUUUUCUACCACGCCCGCUCUCUUAGAACGAUAUCAUUUACAGCGUUUUUAGAUUGGUGGGAGGCGACGGUUGGGUAUUGGUGGAAGCGUUCCGCAGUGUUCCGUCAUUCCCGUGUUGUUGUGGCGAUUGACGACUGCGGUAACACGGUGGAAUAUAUACCGGGACCCAACAUUUUUUUUUCUCCGGCAGUAGUGCAAUCUCAAGUCUUCAGGAGACGGAUACGUUACAGUACCUCGUUUUCAAGGCUACUUCGAUGGCGAACUACCCUGGCCAGCAGCCAAGUGGUGGUCUGGAUCCUAAGGCUGCUACAUGGUUCCCGAACAGUGGACCGGGACAACUCGGGCCGCAUAACUGCGCAGGAACUGCAGCAGGCACUCUCCUCUGGCAACUGGCAGAAGUUUGACAUCUCAUGCUGCAGGAUGAUGAUUCGGAUGUUUGACAAGGACGGAAACGAUACUGUCGACAUAAACGAAUUUGGCCAUCUGUUCAACUAUGUCAAUGCCUGGAUCUCAGCAUUCCAGAAGUAUGACACUAACAAGUCGUCGAGCGUAGAUGCCAAAGAGCUGCAGCAAGCCUUCGCCGAGAUGGGCUACCGCCUGUCGCCGGCCUUCGCUGAAAGCGUGCUGAAGAAGUACGACGUGAACAAGUCUGGCCAGAUCACCGUCGACCACUUCAUCCUGUCGUGCAUCCAGCUGCAGAACCUGACGAACGCCUUCCGUGCGCGAGACUCCGCCAUGAAGGGCAUGAUCCAGAUCGGCUUCGAGGACUUCCUGUCCACGUGCUUCAAGUGCACGGCUGGCGCAGGCGGCCGCCAGCCGCACUGCGCGGCGCUCUCGUUCAGGAAGUGGUGCUCGUCCACCACAGUGCUGGCGGCGCGGGUGGCACAGAAGGUGUUUCUGGCGGGGGUGACGGGGCAUUACGUGGACAGGCGGCGAUAA